GCGCAUCACAGUCGUGUCUGCUCUCGAUCGUCUGCUGUAAUAAAACAUGCAGGGAAUCUUUGGAAAUGGACAUUCUUAUUUUGACGCUGCUCCGUGAUCGCUGCUAUUUUUGCCGACGCAGCUAAAUAAAACGACUCCCGGCCGCCGUCGUUUUCUUGGUUCUCAAGUCAACUCAAAUCCAAGACCUAUUAUUCCAAUAAAAGCUCUUAAUUUCAACCGCACUUCGCCAAUAACCAAGUGGAAUGAGUGGAUCCAAUAUGUUGCAAGUUGUGGAGCAGAUUGUACCGUUUAUGGAAAAAGUGGACCAAGCUAUGGCGAAUGUUGCUGAAAUUGAAAAAUCAAGCCGUAAAAGAAAAGCUGCCACUGCUGACCUGCUAGUGAAAAAAAUAUGCCUCCUAAAAAAAGUGAAGAAAGCCCUUCGAGGAAAAGUCUGCACACCGGCGGUGUCUGAAGCAGUAAAAAACCAAGGAAAAGGGUUCUGGGAGGAAGUUUUGCCUCAUCUGACAGAUGAAAAUUUUCAAGAAAUCUUUGUUCUGACCAAAGAAGCUUUUUACGAGUUGGCAGGAGAGAUCAAGCCGUAUUUCUACGCACAUAAAGCCAUUCCUGUCGCUAAAAAGGUUGCCAUAGCAAUUUACGUUCUUCGAGGCAGCUACGAACGUGGUCAAGCCUCGGAUUUGUUUCACAUCAGCCGAAGUGAUGCUGAAUCAAUUUUUGUGGAGUUCUGCAGAGUCGUCAGCAAAUUCCUAUUUCUAAGAUAUUUGCAAUUUCCUGAUCUAAAGGAGCAGCUCAACAUAGCAGAGGACUUUAUGAAACUAAGUCAAUUUCCAAAUACUUUUGGAUCAGUCGGACUCAUCCAUAUUCCAAUAAAAACUCCCUCAGAAAGUGCACACAUAUAUGAGAAUAAAAAGGAUUUUUACUCGAUGAUUGUGCUCGCAGCUGUCGACGCCAAAGGACGCUUCAUCUACUUGAAUAUCCAACGACCAGGCAAAGAAUAUGAUGCUGAGGUGUACUUCUACUCUAACCUGUCAAUACCACUUCUCUACAACCAGGAGAAAACUAACCCAGAGCUCCACGUGGUUGGACGCAGGUCUCUGCCUUUGGAAAUGUGUUUGAUGACACCGUAUUGCAAGACGCACUUUAAGUCGGCCGAAGAGGAUUUUCGAGAAAAGUUCUUCAACAGGAGACUGCACAAUGCUCAGAUAGUCAUUGAUGAUGCAUUUGGACGAUUGCUCGGACGGUUCAGAAUAAUUAUGAGUAAUAAGAAAUAUGGUGUGUCAACCAUGAUCAAAAUCAUCACAACGUCUGUCAUUUUGCAUAACAUUUGUGAGGAAAAGGCGCAGUUGCAUGAGUGUCGUCGGCGAAAAAGCAAAUUGUCUGAGAGGCCUGUGUAUCCUGGUCACCUUCAGGAGAGUAGAUCUGAAAGGCCUACAGCUCUUGAGAAGAGAGAUUUCCUGGCCAAUUUUUUAUUGAAUUAUGAAAAAUGAUCUGUAAUCCAUACUCAAACAAUGAACACUAAAUAAAUAUGCAUCCAAGAGAAACACA
Molecule: messenger RNA, 1542 nt
Organism: Neocloeon triangulifer
Lineage: Eukaryota; Metazoa; Arthropoda; Insecta; Ephemeroptera; Baetidae
Exons: 3
Coding region: 243-1484 (413 amino acids)
Source: RefSeq, a predicted model, not a curated record